AUGACAUCUCUAAUAUUACCAACAUGGCCCAUUGAUGAAGACAUAUACAAAGGGUUCUGGAUCAAUCAUUCAUUUGGUGCAGUCCGUGGCCUGACUCUCACACUCGAUCUUCAAGCUGGCGGUCUGAUCAUAGCCUUUCUCGCUUUAUUUAUUGCUUCCACAGCGCGCAGCUUCUGGAAGAUUACGCGAUUUCUGGUCUUUGCUAAUAAGUCAACUCUCGGUAAGCAGGAUGGUGUCUAUCACCAGCGACAGGCCAUCUUGCGCAAUCAAUCUUUGGCACUCGAUGCCGUGCUAGACCUGUGUCGACUCAGCUAUGCCUGGAAAGAUCGUGCCAAAGAGAGGCAACAGCGUAUACUACCGGUCACCCUGAUAGCUUCUGCUAUCUCUGUUGUUUCUGUUGCUGCUGGUCUUUUGUCCUCGCGAAUUUUGACAAACUCGAAUCAGGAAGUUUUGAUUGCUGGUCGAAACUGUGGGAUAUACAGCAGUCCGACUUCCCAAGUGUCUCUCUUUGAACCCGUCAUGCUUUAUCUGAGUCAGAAAUCUGUCGACGCCUUUGGAUAUGCGAUACAAUGCUACCACGGGGGCAACAUUGUCAAGAACGAGCUAUGCGAAACGUUUGUAAUACCAACAUUGCCCUUUACGUCAGACAGAAACGCCUCUUGUCCAUUUUCCGGGGGAAUCUGCAAGUCAGAUGUUGGUAACAUCCUCCUCGACUCAGGCGUGCUACACUCUCAAAUACACCUGGGCCUCAAUCAGAACCCACAGUUUACUCUUCGCCAUCGAACGCACUGUGCGCCUUUGAAAACAGCUGGCUUCACUGACACUGUGGUGGACCCAAAUAAUUCCCAGACUCGACAGGUCUAUCGAUAUGGGAAUAUAUAUAGAUCGGAGGGCAACAAAAGUCAUAUCUUCGCAGUUGACGUUAAGCACGGAAAGCCGUCAGCCGGAGACUCUACUAUUGGCAACUACAAAGUCACACCUGUGGUAGCGUACAAUUAUGAUAAAAAUAUUCAGCUCAUACCCGAGCUACGGAAACCCAAUUCGACAGUGUCCUUAUUAUUUCUGGAUGCCUCGGGACUCUUCUACGUCAACAAGACAGAGGACCCUUGGUUCUCGGCUACAAGCCUCUUUGAUAACAGCUCUUUGGCUUCCAGUGCGAACGGUACAGGUCCAUUUGUUGCUGACGAACCUGUUGGUGUACUGGGCUGCGCAACUCAGAGGUUGUAUUGUAACCCGAACCUUCCUGAAAAUGUCGGAUGCAUUGAUGGUUUCGCUGUUGGUGAUCAUCAAUCUUCAUUGGACUUGUUCAAAAGCGCCUGGCCAGACGCGAAUGAUCAGUCUGUGAUGCACGCAUUUGUGGCUUCACUAGGCAUUAAAGGCUUGUUAGAUGACUAUUAUGCCAUUCCAAGCUCACCAACCCUUCUAUCGCGCAGUACCCUGAUGUACAAUGUGCAGGUAGCAGCUAUACCGAAGGACCGAUGGCAAGACGAGCGUGAACAUCUUUACAAAGCGAGUCUUGCUGCUAUACAAUCUACGAUGGUCGAUCAUGCUAGAGGGUUUGAUUAUAGCUUGGGCAAAUAUUGUGGGGGUGAAAGGGAGUGCCGUAGGACAUGUCAUAGCCAGAAAAUGCGCUCGUCCAAGCACUAUUCUUUCAGUGCCUGGACCUUAGGUGUGAUAAUUAUCGUAGGAAGCAUAUUGAUGCUCACAUCGAUAUUUGUGGAGGAACUUUUCGUCCUUUUUUUACAAUAUCCGCGCCUACGCAGUGCAAAGCUAAUAUACAGCUACUGCGAAUGGCAAGCCGGAUCCACCCUACAGUUGCAACGCCUAGCACAUGAGAACCUCGGCCUUGGAACCUGGACGGGCACGGAUGAGGCAAUACCAGUUACUGAGCCAGGAGACACUCUGGGCGUACUGGAAGUCACCGAUCCAAAGCACGUGCACAUGGUCAUACCGACCGAGGAACUCAACAGAGUUGACUCUGCAGCAGAAUCUGCAAAAUUUAAUUUACUCGAUCAUAGAGUCGUCGAUUGA
Bipolaris victoriae FI3 is the source of this 2031-nucleotide messenger RNA. RefSeq lists its product as hypothetical. Bases 1 to 2031 code for a protein of 676 amino acids. The transcript has 4 exons. The record is from RefSeq and is a predicted model, not a curated record. Lineage: Eukaryota; Fungi; Ascomycota; Dothideomycetes; Pleosporales; Pleosporaceae.